Exophiala mesophila is the source of this 2000-nucleotide messenger RNA. RefSeq lists its product as uncharacterized. Gene Ontology annotation, molecular function: DNA-binding transcription factor activity, RNA polymerase II-specific; zinc ion binding. The transcript is spliced from 5 exons. The coding region runs from base 78 to 2000 and encodes 640 amino acids. Gene Ontology annotation, biological process: regulation of DNA-templated transcription. Lineage: Eukaryota; Fungi; Ascomycota; Eurotiomycetes; Chaetothyriales; Herpotrichiellaceae. The record is from RefSeq and is a predicted model, not a curated record.
CCCACCACGACGACAACAAGAAUAAUACACAUCUUCAUCUUAUUGCAUGCCAGUGAUGGUAUCCUCGCAUUCUGAUCAUGUCCCAAGGAGACACAGCCCCUCGCCGGAUCCAAUUCUCUAGUUGCGAUGAAUGUCGAAAAUCUCGCGUCGCUUGUGAUGCUGGUCGAGCUCGUCGGAACCGACAGGAUCCCCAGGAAUUACUCUACUGUACACGUUGUACAAACCGGAAGCUACAAUGUACUUUCGAGUGGAUGAAAUCUGGCCCUUCUCGUUCCUCCACAGCCCACGCGGAGCCCCGGAGGAGAUCCAAAAAGGCACGACUUCGCACCUCCUCCAUAACCGAUCCACCCACAGACUCCGUCCAGAGCUCUGGUCCAAGUGAUGUCGAGAGAAGCUAUGAUUGGGCCUGGCCUGGCGAUGCCCAGGAGCCUCUUGCUUCUCAGCUGACCUCCACUACCGAAGAAAUCAUAUCUCACCCCGAAAUCGAAUGGCUUCAAACCGUCUAUGAACGAGGAUGGGAAGCCGUCUUUGGAUCCUGGAUUGGCAGGAACAGCAAUCCCUUUGCGUUUGGCGACCAGAGUCUGCUAGACGUGGUUCAUGUUUGCCGACUCUGUGGCCAACUUGACAAAUGGAUUGCUAAUGGCGAUGACCCUUCUGCCGGCGCCAUUAUAGACUUUGGAGCCUCGCCCACCUCUUCCAAGCACGAUACCGACUUGCAGAUUGAUCGUUACCUCGAGUACACUAUCCAGGCCUUUGCUGCAAGAUGGCUGCCGUUGGCAUCCAACACAACAACCCCUUCCACAGCCUGUUCCGAAGCUGUGAGAUCUCUCUGGAGACGCGCACACCGAAAUCUUCUCAAGAUCAUCAACCGCCCCUGCUACAGAUCCAUGUUGACCUUGCUUCUGUUCGCCCUUACCCCGAUCCCAGUUGGAAUUUCUGAAGAUGAAGAACUUGACGGCGUUUCUGGCCAAGUCUGCGUCCACGCCGCCUUGCAACAAAUCCAGACAUUGAGAGCUCGUUCUAGGAGCCUUCAAUUCAACGGUACACGCGUCAACCUCGCCGCCCCGGUCCGCAACACUGCGACCAGCCCUUCCUCAAUAGGCUCUUCCAAUUUUAUCAUUGCCGAAAGUGCUGCCUACUGGGCUGCCUUGACUUUCGACACUUCUGCUUCCCUGACACUCAGUUGCAGGCCCCUCUUAUCCUCAGGUCUCUUUGGAUACGAAUGCGAACCGUCGUGGCGCAUGAUUAGGACCUGUAGAGAGAUCUUUCGAGACAUGACAAAGACCUGGCACGAUUCAGCCUUUGAACUUACUACUGAAAAGGCAAAUCAAAUCGUUGCGGCCGGUGCGGCAUGGAAACUUCUUGUUUGGAAGUUGACCGCCAAUCUAAAAGAGUCUCUCCGUGAUGGCCACACGGAGAUCGAGGUCAGCAAGGCUUUCAAUGCUGUGUCCGAUGCCAUCGACCAAUUCAACGAUACAUAUCGAGAUUUGCUCACGGCUUGCCAAACUCGAAUCCAAUUCUUUAGUCAAGAGACGAAAUUACGCUGGUAUGGUCUCAUGCUGCAUCUGAACCUGUGUAUUUUGAUGGUAUCAGAUAUGCUAAUAGCAACCAACCGAGACGAUCUCUUGCUACUGUUCUCAGCCAAGAGUGUCAAUGCCGAAAGUUGGGUUAUGAACUGUUUGGUAUUUGGUUUGAGCAACAAGUACACCUUGCAGCUCCCGGCGGGAUUCACUGCGACAGCUUCCAAGUCUGACACUGUCACCGUCCCAUUGGUUGCCAUUGAUCCCUAUGCUCACCAUGUGGUGGCAGCAGUCAAGCUUAUGCAACAAGCGAUCGACAGGGAUCUUCGAGCAGGGAAAAUCGGUUCCGAUGCGUAUAGCGACAUGCUCACGACUUUGAUGCAGACCUUGGAACAUCUACCCCAAUGCUCCAAGUCGGUGCAAUCGGCUCGAGCAGACUUUGCAACUGCUGGUGUACCUCCUUUGGCACCUUACCCUUAA